Messenger RNA from Nicrophorus vespilloides, 347 nucleotides. RefSeq lists its product as uncharacterized. The coding region runs from base 1 to 312 and encodes 103 amino acids. The transcript is spliced from 3 exons. The record is from RefSeq and is a predicted model, not a curated record. Lineage: Eukaryota; Metazoa; Arthropoda; Insecta; Coleoptera; Silphidae.
AUGACAGGGGACAACGUCUGCUGCGUCGCAGGGCCGCCCGGUUUCCAGGUUGGACAAAAUGGAAUCAAUAGUAUUUCCCCCCUUAACACAGGAAAUACUACUACGGAGCUUCCCUCUUUUCGAGGUAGGGUUCGGAUCAAUGUUGCGCAGUGCCGAUCCUCGAUCCUGACCUGUCCUCAGGAUGACAUCACCCGAAUGCGAACCACAUUAAAUAAUUUCAUGGACUAUGAAUACAUCAUUUAUAACGCAUUACGUGCCGCAUUAGCAAUAAGAUCGGAUUCAACUGGAUACAUGUCGCGACUGUUCGACUGAAAAGGGCUGCGCAGACUUGAUGACGAUUUAUGCUG